This is a messenger RNA of Paraglomus occultum, 368 nucleotides long. NCBI's taxonomy places the organism in Eukaryota, Fungi, Glomeromycota, Glomeromycetes, Paraglomerales, Paraglomeraceae. The record is from the annotation of a GenBank genome assembly.
AAGGAAUGAAAUAUGAGCACAUAUCACUGAUUGAAAAGCAGCAGCUGAACAUUAUUUUAAAAGUGACAAACUAUGCUCUUAGUGUCGGUUGCAUCAUAGAUUAUGUCGAAGAUCAACGGUUUGUAUUGAGCGCGUGUGAUUACGCAAUUUUGCGUCACAAGGACGACAAGUCUUUACUUCAAUUAGCUCAAUCUGUCUAUGAAGCUAUGGGGAAAACACCGACCGACUUUGGAAGUCUCGAGCAGGAAAAGAGUAUAGUUUCACAACUGUUGGUAUCUAAUGGAUCUAUGGAUGUUGAUAUACAAAUUCCCGCACGACGCGUGUGUCCUAUCUGCACAAGUGAUAUCCUUCAAAAAUCGCCAUUUUGA